AUGCGGCCAAAACCUCUGCAGGUGGGGGGAAGACCGGCACUGCAGUUGGGGAAAGCCGGCGCAGAUUCGUGGUCUCAGCCUGGAGCGGCAUCCUUACGAACGCUGGGCCCGAAACGUCUGCCCACCAUCGUUCCUCAUGCGCGGCCCCCCGUGAUGGGCCGCUCCUCACUGCAUGCGGCAGAACGCCACCAACGGCAGGGGAAAAAACGUUCCAGCCAGGAUGCCCAGUCACCGGAGCUUGUCGGCGGCCUCUGUGCCGAUGGCCAGAGAUUUGGCCGCCACUCCAUCUACCCAACCACGGCUCAAGGUGUCACCGGUCCUUCAUCCUUUGCCUUUGACUCAUUAGGUGGAGGACCCUAUGUGAGUGGCCAGGACGGUCGAAUUCUCAAAUAUGAAGGAGCCACUGCUUGCUUUGUAGAGUUUGCCUUCGACGCACCAACCAGGUCAAGUGCGGUAUGUGAUGGCCAAAGUAAUUAUGAUGAUUUGGGAUCCACCUGUGGGAGGCCAUUAGGUUUGGAUUUCAACCCUUUAACGCAGCAGUUCUACGUAGCAGAUGCAUAUGUUGGGCUCAUGGUGGUGGGACCAAAGGGAGGGCUGGCAACCAAACUCGCUGGCGGUGUGAACGGGGCGCCCUUCCGCUUCCUUUACGGCGUAGGCCUCGACCCUUUAACAGGAGAUGUUUACUUCACAGAAUUUAGUAAUGUUUACCAGCUAAGAGAUAUCACUGUGGCAUUAAUUAGUGGUGAUGGUACAUUUGUUCUCGUCGGAGAGUUGAUUGGUAACAGAAUUAAGAGGUUUUGGAUCAAAGGCCCUAAAUGUAAUACAACCGAAACUUUCGUAGAGUUCCCAGGAGGGAGAGUAAAUAGAAUAAGGAGAACCAUAUUGGGAGAUUUUUGGGUGGCAGUCAAUGUAGAUUUAAAUUCGACUACCACUGUCUCUCUCCCCAAUAGGAUAAAGAUUAAUUCAUCUGGCGAUGUUUUGGAAACGGUGGUACUUGACAAGGAAUAUAACACCACCCGAAUCAGUGAAGUUCAAGAGCGUCUUGGGAAAUACUAUAUCGGGUCUCGAUAUGUGAAUGUGAAUUUUGUUGGUGUUUAUGACACCAUCUAA
Molecule: messenger RNA, 1110 nt
Organism: Corylus avellana
Lineage: Eukaryota; Viridiplantae; Streptophyta; Magnoliopsida; Fagales; Betulaceae
Source: RefSeq, a predicted model, not a curated record